UUUUUUUUAAUAGAUUUUGUUUUCAGGCCGAUUGGUGCAUGCAGAUCAAGGAACGUUAGAGACUCCAGGCCUUGAAGACUUGUGUUCCAUUACCUUUAUAUUCUGAUCUUUUUCUUUGGAUGUGUCAGUAUUAAUCCCAGCCUGUUAAGAGACUUGCCUCAGCCCUUUGGAUAACUCUGCCAGAUGCGACUUUCUUCCCGGACUGAACUGAGCUGGACAGGCAGCAUGCACAACAGCACUGCUGAAACUCCGCUGAUGGCUGAAACGUGGAAUGAGACUCGGUCCACGCAGUCACCGGGCUCUGAGUUUUCCCUGGGCGUGUUGGUGCUGCUGGCUUUCCUCAUGGUGUUGCUGGCUUUGGUGACCACCCUUGGAAAUGCCCUGGUGAUCCUGGCUUUCAUCAUGGACAGAAACCUCAGGCAUCGGAGUAACUAUUACUUUCUCAAUCUUGCUCUUUCUGACUUUGCAGUAGGUGUGUUCUGUAUUCCUUUGUAUAUCCCUUAUGCCCUGACAGGGACGUGGCACUUGGGAAGAGGCCUGUGCAAGACCUGGCUAGUUAUGGACUAUCUCCUGUGCUCAGCUUCAGUGUUUAACAUCGUUCUUAUCAGCUACGACCGUUUCCUGUCAGUUACAAAAGCUGUAUCUUACAGAGCCCAGCAGGGAAUAACAUCCAACCCUGUCGUCAAGAUGGUGGCCAUCUGGGUCUUUGCGUUUCUCCUCUACUGCCCAGCAAUCCUCUUCUGGGAGCACGUAGCUGGACACAGCGUGGUACCAGUGGACCAGUGCUAUGCCGAGUUCUUCAGCAACUGGCUCUUCCUCCUGUGUGCGUCCACCCUGGAGUUCUUUGUGCCGCUGCUCUUGGUGACCUACUUCAACGUGCACAUCUUCCACAACAUCCAGAGGCGCCAGCGGGGCGGCAGCACCCAGGGCUGCGAGCGUUCAAGGACCAGUAGCCUGUCCUGGAGAUCCUGCCUUGUGCCAAGUCCAGGAGCAUCUUCUCCCCCACUGGAAGCAGAGGACAGUAUUUCUUCAUUAACAAGGCCACAGAGAUCAGCAGUGGAGUCUACCUGUUCAUCUCCAACACAAAACAGCUCCGCAGCUCUAAAAAAGGAUGUUUCUGUUUCUUUUUGCUCAAGGUCUGGCUCAAAACUGCAGAAGGACAAGAGAAUAGCAAAGUCGCUUGCUAUAAUUGUGUGUGUGUUUGCCAUUUGCUGGGCCCCAUACACUUUACUAAUGAUCAUUCGUGGGGCCUGCCAAAGAGAGUGCAUCCAUAAGUCCCUGUAUGAAAUAACCUUUUGGCUUUUGUGGCUCAAUUCCUCUCUGAAUCCAUUUCUCUACCCUCUCUGUCAUAUUAAAUUUCGAAUGGCUUUCAUGAAAAUACUAUGUCCCCAAAACUCUGCAACAUUGAGAUCACCUAAGACAUCUUCGUUUUAGAAAGUUAAAAUAAAUGUCUUACAGAUAAGGUUCCUCUCUUAUAUAGUACUAUUUUCUCAUAUGUAUCUUAAACAGAAGUAGAGAAUAAACUUUUGUUUACUAAUGGCAUUGGUGAAGACUGAGGCAGAGGUAUGCAUUUGCCCCGAUUCUGCUAGUUUUCAGGUUAUCAUUUUUGUUUUUGAUGGUAUUAAGCCAGGUUAAACACCAUCCAGUGCAUUGAAAAGAAUAACAAUUUUUGCUGGAUAUCCUUUGUGGUUUGUGGGUUUGAGGUACUUUUUGUUUUUACUUUUUGUUGCUUUCAGUUUUUUUAAUCUAAAGCUGGUACUAUGAAAGAAUCAUCUAUUGAUAACUCCAUAGAGGUUCAUUGGAAGGAGAUACCUGUUUGUGUGUUGAGUUAAAAUUUAUGUCCUUUUUGUGAACCCAAAGCUCUCAGUGAAGAAACAGUUCUGCUACAGUUUUGGAAGGUUGUAUAAAUACUCACAGGAGCAGUAUAAUUUUGGUUUAAAAACUAUUACAAAGACAAGAUUGUGCCCUGUAGUCAUUAUAAUUCAAACAGUGUAAUUCAAACAUUACAAUUCAAACAACAUGCAAGUGAGUAAACUGCCUAAUCUGGCAUACCUGUCCUUUUCUAAUUCUAAUAUAGUCCAUACCUGGUCUUGUAGGGCACAGGACACCUAAGUUAGUAAUUCUGGAUGAUUUUCAGAGAAUGAAAGUUUCCAUGGUAAUGGGAUUUUGAGCUUGGUUAUAAUCUCAAAGGUCUUUUCCAAUCUAGUUGAUUUUAGGAUUCUAAAAGCAUGUGAUUCUAAAAUCAUCACAGGCAUAAAUGGUUGUUACUCUUUUCAGCAGUAUUGUCUCUUUUCCUGACAGUGGCUGCCUCUUUGGUCAUGCUUAAAUGAUAUUUAGUACCAUAUUUGUGCACUGUUUGGUUACCUAAAAGAUUGACCUGGUUUGGACACAUGAUCACAUCCCUGCUGGAUUGACAGAGCAAGCAAUGGAAAGUUCUUACUGGAUUGAUGAUUUUGGCUGGCUGUGAGAAAAUAGAUGAUACCCUUUCAGGUGUAAAGAUUUGCAAGUGCAAAGAUACUCUAUCAAAAUAUCUGGAACAAAUUUGAACUGGAAGGGUGAUUUUUGUACUAGAUCAGUUCUUUCUGUCCUGUUACUGUAACAUUAUAUGGAUUUUCUCUGCUGAUGGACCAGUAUAAAACUGGAUUUUUUCUAUCACUGAUAGAUGGUUUCUAUCGCUGCUUGAGAAUGGGAUUCACAGAGGUCUGAAAGCUGAUACAGAGGUGUCUUAAGCAGCUGUUAAUAAAGAAAACAGUUGAAUAUGCAGUGCUGGAAGGAGUGCACAGAUGUGUUGGAGAAGCCAAUGGAGCUUGAUUAUAAGCCAUUUCAUGUGGCAAAGUUUUUUACCUUGUGUUGGGUGUUGCAGCUCACCCAGAAGGCUUUAAUGGAUGGGUAAGUGAAAGUCACUGAUUAACUUUUUUUCUCUCUUUUAUGUAAUUUUCUUUCCUCUUUGUACAUGUAUAAAAAUCUAAAAAAUAUGGAAAGAGGAAUCUGAUGCACAGAAAAAUGAAGAGCAAUAGUCAAUUUAAACAGUAUUUUUUAUCUAAUUUGAAAUUGGCUGCAGAAGUGUUACAAAAGCAGAGUACUUUUUUGCAAGCACAAUUCAAACACAUGUAAGCAGCUUAAUCAUAGUGAUGGCUUUGAGGAGCUAAAAUAACAUUCUGUUCAGAGGUCUGGAACUGAAGACUUCUCUUAACAGUUUUCACACUGGUGGAGGAUCAUCUUUCACCACUCAUUUUCAUUAAACUUCCUUACCUCACAUGGAUAGUGUUAUGGGUUGUGAGCCUGAUUGCUAAGAGAGAUACAAUGUCAGGAGGAAGUCAUUGAUUCAGCACACCUGUUUUCACUGUCAUGAGAUAAGGUGCUGGCAUAGAUUUUGUGGUGUUUGUUUUUCUG
Messenger RNA from Pezoporus occidentalis (night parrot), 3393 nucleotides. RefSeq names its product histamine H3 receptor-like. Gene Ontology annotation, molecular function: histamine receptor activity; G protein-coupled acetylcholine receptor activity; G protein-coupled serotonin receptor activity. Gene Ontology annotation, cellular component: dendrite; plasma membrane; synapse. Lineage: Eukaryota; Metazoa; Chordata; Aves; Psittaciformes; Psittacidae. The record is from RefSeq and is a predicted model, not a curated record. The transcript is spliced from 3 exons. Bases 184 to 1434 code for a protein of 416 amino acids. Gene Ontology annotation, biological process: chemical synaptic transmission; adenylate cyclase-inhibiting G protein-coupled acetylcholine receptor signaling pathway; G protein-coupled receptor signaling pathway, coupled to cyclic nucleotide second messenger.